AAAUAUUUAUUGUUUUUCUAGGCUUUAAGGAGGGAUAGCACAUAGAAGAAAAAAUAUGAAGCAGUAGCUGUGAAGCCUGAGCAAUGGAACCUGGCAGCCCCAACCCAACUCAGUUUAACUCAGCCUCAUCAAACCUGAUCCCAGACUCAUGGCACCUGAACUUGCUGCAGCUCUCUGAUCCCAGAAUCCUCUUCAAUUCCAGCUAGAAUGUUGUGUCUGGCACUUCGCAGAUUUGGUCAAAAGCUGGUACGCAGACAUAUGCUGAAGGAAUACGCGGCCGAUAUGGGCCCUGACAGAAGACUGACCACCCUAGAUUUAGUGGCCCUGGGUGUGAGCUGCACAGUGGGUGUAGGUAUAUAUAUACUGGCUGGUGAGGUGGCUAGAGAUAAAGCAGGACCAUCCAUUGUGAUCUGCUUGUUGGUGGCCGGCCUAUCUUCUGUGUUGUCUGGGCUGUGCUAUGCAGAGUUUGGUGUCCAGGUUUCCUAUUCUGGCUCUUCAUAUCUCUACAGCUACGUCACUCUAGGUGAACUCUGGGCUUUCAUCACUGGCUGGAACCUCAUCAUCUUCUUUGUUGCUCAUACAGCCACUGUGGCCCGGGCUUGGACCUUAGCUUUCGACAAUCUGCUUGGGAACCAGAUAUCUCAGACCCUGCAUGAGAGCAUCUCACCAAAUGUUUCCCAGGUCCUUGGAGAAAUUCUAGGAUUCAUUGUUGUGGGCCUUGUGUUGUUGCUCAUGGAAUUGUUGAUUCUGAGGAGUAGUUGGAUUUUCCUGGUUUCCAAAGUGGUCAUAUUGGUGAAACUUUUGACCCUCAGUUUUGUCAUCAUUGCUGGCUUCAUUAAGGGGGACCUGCACAACUGGAAGCUCACAGAAGAGGACUACGUAAAGGCUGGACUCAAUGACACCUCAAGCUUAGGCCCUCUGGGCUAUGGAGGAUUUGUGCCUUUUGGCUUCAAGGGGAUUCUCCGUGGAGCAGCUACCUGUUUCUACUCAUUUAUAGGUUUCACUAUUAUUGUUACCAGAGUCGAAGAAGCCCGAAAUCCCCAGUAUUCUGUCCCCAUGGGCAUUGUUAUUUCACUGUUCAUCUGCUUUUUGAUGUAUUUUGGUGUCUCUUCAGCACUUACACUUAUGGUGCCUUACUACCAGCUCCAACCUGGGAGCACCUUGCCUGAGGCAUUUCUCCAUGUUGGCUGGGCCCAUGCCUGCUAUGUUGUAACUUUUGGAUUCCUCUGUAGUCUUUCCAUCAGCAUCUUUGGCUUUAUGUUCCCCAUACGUAAUCUGAUAUACAUGAUGACACAGGAUGGGCUCCUGUUCCCUGUCCUUGCCAGGAUCCAAACUGGCACAGACACCCCCAUCGUGGCCACUGUGAUCUUGAGCAUUAUUGCAGCCAUCAUGGCCUUCUUCUUUAGACUCACUGAUCUUGUGGACCUCAUGUCAGUUGGGGCCCUGCUAGCUUACUCUUUGCUGGCUACUUGUGUUCUCAUCAUCAGGUAUCAGCCUCAGAGGAGGACUGGAGGAAAUGAAGCAGAGGUGCAGGAGGAGAAUGGACCUGCAGCAGAGAAGCUGACUCUACAGGGACUACUUUUUCCAGGCGGCUCCACCCCCACUCCACUCUCUGGCCAGGUUGUCUAUGUUUGCUCCUCACUGCUUGUUCUGCUGCUCACUCUUCUUUGCCUGGUGCUGGCCCAGUGGCCAGUUCUGCUUUCUGGAGACCCAGUGUGGAUUUCAGUGGUUGUGGUGCUCCUGGUGCUCAUCAUUGGGAUUACUGGGGUCAUCUGGAGACAGCCACAGAACUCCAGUCCCCUUCCCUUUAAGGUCCCUGCUCUGCCUCUCCUCCCACUACUGACCAUCUUUGUGAAUGUUUGCCUUAUGAUUCAGAUGACAGCUGACACCUGGGCCCUGUUUGGUGUCUGGAUGCUGAUUGGGUUUGCUAUCUACUUCAGCUAUGGGAUCCAGCACAGCCUGGUCAAUUAAUCCCACUUCAAUUAAGGUCAGAAGUGUACACCUUGAACUCAUUAGUGCCAGUACAGAUUUGGCUUGGCAUCAUCACACGUGAGUGCAGUCAGGUCCCCCUGCAUAAUAUGGAGAGUACUCUUGAGCACAUGGAAAGCUGGGUCUCCAUGAAAUGGUGGUAGGGGAAAGAGCUCUGUGUGUAUUGUGUAGUGAAGAAUGUGUCUUCUCCUCCUAUUUUUUUCUUUUUUUUUACUUGUGUACUUUUCAAUUGUGUCUGUAUUG
This is a messenger RNA of Panthera uncia (snow leopard), 2232 nucleotides long. Its product is annotated as cationic amino acid transporter 3-like. The record is from RefSeq and is a predicted model, not a curated record. NCBI's taxonomy places the organism in Eukaryota, Metazoa, Chordata, Mammalia, Carnivora, Felidae. The coding region runs from base 208 to 1971 and encodes 587 amino acids. Gene Ontology annotation, cellular component: plasma membrane. The transcript has a single exon. Gene Ontology annotation, molecular function: amino acid transmembrane transporter activity. Gene Ontology annotation, biological process: transmembrane transport; amino acid transport.